Molecule: messenger RNA, 1251 nt
Organism: Ceratotherium simum simum (southern white rhinoceros)
Lineage: Eukaryota; Metazoa; Chordata; Mammalia; Perissodactyla; Rhinocerotidae
Gene: TYMS
Product: thymidylate synthetase
Biological process (GO): dTMP biosynthetic process
Cellular component (GO): mitochondrion; cytosol
Molecular function (GO): thymidylate synthase activity
Source: RefSeq, a predicted model, not a curated record
CGGGAAAAGAGGAGCCCGGGAGAGGCCCCGCCUCCUGGCCCGCUGCAGUCCCAGCCUCGGCCUCCACGCCGUCGCCAUGCCAGCCUUCGGCUCCGAGCUGCAGCGCCCGCCCUCGCCGCCCGCCGCGCAGGAGCGGGGCGCCGAGCCCCACGGGGAGCUGCAGUACCUGGGGCAGGUGGAGCACAUCCUGCGCUGCGGCUUCCGAAAGGAUGACCGCACGGGCACCGGCACCCUGUCGGUGUUCGGCCUGCAGGCACGCUACAACCUGAGAGAUGAAUUUCCUCUGCUGACAACCAAACGUGUUUUCUGGAAGGGUGUUUUGGAGGAGUUGCUGUGGUUUAUCAAGGGAUCCACAAAUGCUAACGAACUGUCUUCCAAGGGAGUGAAAAUCUGGGAUGCCAAUGGGUCCCGAGACGUCUUGGACAGCCUGGGAUUCUCCACCAGAGAAGAAGGGGAUUUAGGUCCAGUUUAUGGCUUUCAGUGGAGGCAUUUUGGGGCAGAAUACAAAGAUAUGGAUUCAGAUUAUUCAGGUCAAGGAGUAGACCAACUGCAAAAAGUGAUUAACACAAUCAAAACCAACCCUGACGACAGAAGAAUCAUCCUGUGUGCUUGGAAUCCAAAAGAUCUUCCUCUCAUGGCUCUACCUCCGUGCCAUGCGCUUUGCCAGUUCUACGUGGUGAACGGUGAGCUGUCCUGCCAGCUGUACCAGAGGUCGGGAGACAUGGGCCUGGGUGUGCCCUUCAACAUUGCCAGCUACGCCCUGCUCACCUACAUGAUCGCACACAUCACGGGCCUGAAGCCAGGUGACUUUGUACAUACUUUGGGAGAUGCACAUAUUUACCUGAAUCACGUUGACCCACUGAAAAUGCAGCUUCAGCGAGAACCGAGGCCUUUCCCAAAGCUCAAAAUCCUUCGAAAAGUUGAGAAAAUUGAUGACUUCAAGGCUGAAGACUUUCAGCUUGAAGGGUACAAUCCACACCCGACUAUUAAAAUGGAAAUGGCUGUUUAGAGUGCUUUUAAAGGAGUUGUUUGAAGGACAUUGUCAGUCUUGAGGGGUUGGACUGGAUGCCCUGGUGAAAGUUCUUUUUGCUCUAACCAUAGAAGGAACUAGGUCAAAAACCUGUCCUUGACCUAUCAGUUAUUAACUUUUAAGGCUGUUGCCACUGGAAAAUCUAACUCUGCUGGUUCUCUUAGUAAUAAAAGGCCUUGAGUUUGGUUAACCCGAGGAUGUAUGAAAAUGCUGAAACUAUG